AUGGCAAUGAUUGUUAAUGGAACCUGUGGUUUAUUCGGUCUAUAUAGUAUUGUAUACUUUGCUUAUUAUGUGAUUGUUAUUUCAAUAAUUCUACCAACCAUAAUGGGUGUUUAUGGUACUCUGGCCUUUCGUAACAUGAGACGCCUUCAUACACGCGUUCGACCGAUGGGUAACUCGAAUAACGAAUGUCCCGUUGUCGAUAGAAUUCAUCGUGCAGAUCGACACUUGCUUAUUAUGACAGUUAGUGAAGCCGUUGUCUGUGUAGUAUCAACAUCAAUUUAUCCAAUCGUUUAUAUGGAAACUGCAUUGACUGGAUUUAUUGGUAUUAACAAGAGUCCUGAACGAAUUCAAAUUGAAAACUUCAUGUUAAAUGUCGGAUCAUUUCUCCUUUACUUCAAUAAUGCCGCUCCUUUUUACACAUAUUUGUUAGUGUCAAGUGCUUUUCGACAGCAUAUCAAGCAAUAUAUGAUGAAACUGGCAUCUCCUUUCACUGGACGACCUGUUACAACUAUGCAAAUUACAAUACCACAGAUUGGCUUAGCUGUUGUUGACAAUAAUCUAAUGGCUGUUGGUGGAUUUGACAAAAUAUGCGAAUCAAUUAAAUUACUUGAAAAAGUCGGCGCUGAUUUUAUAAUUAUUCCAUCGAAUACUCCUCAUUUUGCCAUAGAUAUUAUUAAAAAGAAUUCACCAUUGAAAGUUAUUAAUUUAAUUGAAAUUGUCGCUGAUGAAUGUCACAGAAAAGGUUUCUCUAAAGUCUUAGUUCUUGGAAUAAAACUUACAAUGCAAGGAGGAUUAUAUAAUGAUAUUCUUCGUUCGAAGAAUAUAACUUCAAUUAUUCCUACAGAUAAUAUUUGUGACAAAAUCGAAGAUUUAAUAAAAAAUGAAAUAAUUCCAUCACAAAUAAAUUCAACAACAGUAGAAGAUAUUCAAAAGGAUAUACAAAAAUAUGAUUGUGAUGCGAUUAUUCUUGGAUGUACAGAAUUACCUAUUGUAUAUAAUGAAGAUAAUCUUGGAAAACCCGUUGUUGAUACAACUCGUUUACUUGCUCACUAUGCUUUACAACUCGCAACUGAAGAAAAUUCUUCAUCGAAAUAA
Molecule: messenger RNA, 1095 nt
Organism: Adineta steineri
Lineage: Eukaryota; Metazoa; Rotifera; Eurotatoria; Adinetida; Adinetidae
Source: the annotation of a GenBank genome assembly